AUGGUACAACCCGAGUCGUAUAAAUACCACCGAAAUUUGCGGUGGCUGGAAAUCUUCGAAGUUAUCACGAAUAAAACGCCGAGAAACGUCGCCGACAUGGAGUGGACCCCGAUGGAAAUCAACCCUGAGGUGCUGAACAAGUUGAUGAGCAAAGUCGGCGUGGCCGACGGCUGGCGUUUUGUCGACGUCCUUGGCUUUGAGGCCGAUCAGCUAUCCGCCGUCCCCAAGCCGUGCUGCGCCCUGAUGCUGCUCUUCCCCAUCACACAAGAGCAUGACUCUUUCAGGCAACAGCAGGCGGAUAAGGUGGUGCAGAGCUCGGACGCCUACUUCCUCAAGCAGACGGCGACCAAUUCCUGCGGGACCAUCGCCCUGCUGCACGCGCUGGGAAACAACCAAAGCAAACUCACCUUUGAAAGUGCUUCUGUGUUGAAGAAGUUUCUGGAUGAAACUGCCAAGAUGUCCGCUGAAGACCGUGCCAAACAUCUGGACAAGAACCAGGCCAUCCAUGAUGCUCACAAUGAGGUUGCUGCACAGGGGCAGUGUAGGCCAGAAGCAGAUAAGGUCAACUUCCACUUUAUUGCCUUUGUCAACGUGAAUGGACAACUCCUUGAAUUUGACGGGAAGAUGAACGGCCCCCUCAGCCACGGCGCCACCAAAGACGAGACCCUCCUAACGGAUGCUGCCAAAGUGUGCCGAGGAUUCGUGGAGCGAGGACAAGGCGAAGUCCGCUUCUCCGCCGUGGCUUUGUGUCGUGCUUAAAAUCCCUACCGGGACAACAACAACAAAAAACACUUAUCUGCAUUUUCCCAGGCUCUGUUCAGCAAAUUUUGUUUUCAGUCAAGACACAACUGUAGGUUACGCACCUCUUGUGAACUAUUAGCACAACUGUUGAAAAUGUGUUCGAUCUUCCCCCGUAGAUGUGAACAAAAAUCCCACUGCUGUUUUUUGUUUUUUGUUUUUUUUUUUUUUGGCACAAGUGCUUUUCGGACUGUUUAGACGCCUCUUGCUGCUAAUUGGUUGAGCGCUGAUGUCCCUCACGGCCUAAGUGUUGCUUUAAGAAUGUUCGUUCACAUAAUGGACUCAAUGUGAAGCAUUUGGAGAGUGCAAUUGAGCUGAUUUUUAGUUUUUGCUUUACUUUGCACAGAAUUGUGUGCGGGCGUGUUGCAGUGUUCUUGGCACUGUUGGUGUGGCUGUCACUGACACAAAUAAAAUAAAA
Messenger RNA from Syngnathoides biaculeatus (alligator pipefish), 1216 nucleotides. It is a transcript of the gene uchl1, whose product is annotated as ubiquitin carboxyl-terminal esterase L1 (ubiquitin thiolesterase). The transcript is spliced from 9 exons. Gene Ontology annotation, molecular function: cysteine-type deubiquitinase activity. Gene Ontology annotation, biological process: protein deubiquitination; ubiquitin-dependent protein catabolic process. The record is from RefSeq and is a predicted model, not a curated record. Bases 1 to 759 code for a protein of 252 amino acids. Lineage: Eukaryota; Metazoa; Chordata; Actinopteri; Syngnathiformes; Syngnathidae. Gene Ontology annotation, cellular component: cytoplasm.